CCACCUCUCCUAUAAAUAUCAGAAAAUCGCCCUGAAUCUCCUGUCGUAAUUUCCGGGUUUUAUUUUCUUUCCCCAAAUUUAGGUUUUUUUCCUCUUGAGUUCAGAUCUGAUAGUUCGGGCGCAGAUUCCGCAGGGAUUUCAGCUCGUGUUCCAUUUAGGUAUUCAAAAUAUGGAUAACCAACAAAUCUUAUGGAAGUUGGGGGAUGAGCUCCGAGGACAGUCGAAGGUCUCGGAGGAUCAUAAAUGGUUGAUGGUCGCGUCAAGGUUGGCUGAGCAAACUAGAUCAAAGGGCGAACGGAUGAAUAACCUUGAUCUGUCAAGGACUCCUGUAGAAAUGAAGUUCAAAGAGAAAACCAGCUUCCAGGAAGAUAACAAAUUUGAGAACCUGAAUUUCAGCCUUAUGAAUUUGGAUUCCAAAAUGCCUGAACCAGGGAGCAAGAAUUCCUUCCGGAAUGGCGUUUAUAACACAAAUGUGUUGUAUCAGAAGAACAAUAACAACAAUAUUGGCAACUUGAAUGCUACAGUUUGCAACAAGUACAAUGGCAAUGGUAACAGCAAGGAUGCCAACACCCACAAUAACAACAACAACAACACGAACAACAACAACAAUGGUAAUGCUGACAAGCGAUUCAAGACAUUGCCUUCGUCAGAAAUGCUUCCACGGAAUGAGGUGCUUGGAGGUUACAUUUUCGUAUGCAACAAUGACACAAUGCAGGAAGAUCUGAAGCGACAGCUAUUUGGCUUACCGCCAAGGUACCGAGAUUCUGUUCGUGCUAUAACGCCAGGGUUGCCUCUCUUUCUCUACAAUUAUACUACUCACCAGCUACAUGGGAUCUUUGAGGCAGCCAGUUUUGGGGGAUCUAACAUCGAUCCAACUGCCUGGGAAGACAAGAAGUGUAAAGGCGAAUCGAGGUUUCCAGCACAGGUAAGGAUCCGUGUUAGGAAACUCUGCCAGGCAUUGGAAGAAGAUGCUUUCAGACCAGUUUUGCAUCAUUAUGAUGGUCCCAAGUUUCGUCUUGAACUCUCCAUCCCAGAGACCUUGGCGUUGCUUGAUCUAUGCGAACAAGGAGGCGGCAUGUGAAUCUGUCAUAAUCACGUGGUGAUGCUAGAAGUGUAUAUGUAUGCCAUGAGAGUUCUGGAGUCUGUUGCCCUUUUCACAAUAUCCACAA
Messenger RNA from Magnolia sinica, 1169 nucleotides. Its product is annotated as B2 protein-like. The transcript has 6 exons. Gene Ontology annotation, biological process: response to endoplasmic reticulum stress. The record is from RefSeq and is a predicted model, not a curated record. The coding region runs from base 170 to 1081 and encodes 303 amino acids. NCBI's taxonomy places the organism in Eukaryota, Viridiplantae, Streptophyta, Magnoliopsida, Magnoliales, Magnoliaceae.